This is a messenger RNA of Populus trichocarpa (black cottonwood), 4847 nucleotides long. Its product is annotated as FT-interacting protein 7. Lineage: Eukaryota; Viridiplantae; Streptophyta; Magnoliopsida; Malpighiales; Salicaceae. The transcript has a single exon. The coding region runs from base 1520 to 4570 and encodes 1016 amino acids. The record is from RefSeq and is a predicted model, not a curated record.
AAGAAUCCUCUUUUUUAUUUGUCUUUCUUAUACCGUAAGUACAACAUUAUCAUCAUGGAAUUUUCUUUUCUUUUUAGUUUAAUGUGGGUGUCCGGACCAGCUUGCGCGCACCUCGACUAAUUCCACGGGUCCUGAAGUUAACGAUCAUGUAAGCCUCCAGUGGCCAUCAUAUGAGCAACCACAUGGCUCGAACCUGAGACCACAGAAAAAACAAAUCUCUUGGUCCCAAGUUUUUACCAGUAGGUCAUCGUCUAGAUGGUUACCUGAAAUUUUCUUAAGGCAAUUGUUGGUGGUAGGAGGGUUAUAAUUGGCAUCAUAAGUUUGUCGUAUAGUUCCUGAUCGUUGCCACCCAGCAAGAUGUAGACCGUAUGAUGAAUUGACUUUUGUAGUUAGAAAUGAAGGAGGAUGAAUGAUCAAUGGCCGUAGUCAUCUGGUAUUUGUGCUAGAAAACAGAAACUAUCGUAAACUUUGUGAAAAGGUUUGGGGACCCUUCGGACACACCUUCUAAAGAUGCCUUCAAAAUAAUGCAGAUCAAAAAGAAACAAUGGAGCAAAAGUGAAAAUAAUGUGGGUGUGGGGAGGGAGAUGGAGAGGUUUCCCCUCUGUUAGGGUCCAGGAAUCUAGAGCAAGAAAAGCAAAUAAGAUAAUGUGGGCGCCGGGAGGGAGAUGGAGAAGUGGGCUUGCACCUUCUUGAGAAAGAAUUCAGGUAGAUUAAACCUACAGAAGAACCCUCAUGACUAAAACUCAGCAAUAUUUAAAGAAGAAAUAUAAGAUACUGUGUGGAUUUAGUAUUAUGCAAAAAGCAGGCUCACUGAUGCGUAAAGGGAGAAUCAAUCUGCUUUACCUGGGAAAAGCAGAAUUUAUCAAAUUGCUUGCCUUUUAGGCUGAAAGACCAGAUAGACUAGACAAUCUCCAUAGUUGUAAUGGACCUGCCUGAUACCUUGAAAAAGGAGAGAUCCUAUUGGAAGGAAGGAAGGAAGGAAGGAUUGCCUCUAGAAAAACCUUCAAUGAGUUUCAAGAAUGAAGUGAUCACACAGAAAUCAGAAUUCAUUAGCCCUUCUUCCCCUCGUCUAAGCUUUUAUCUUUAUCAACCCUACACUAUAAUUGCCAAAGAAAACCAACACCCAGGAAUUCAUCCCCCAUCGAAGAGAAUCAUCACAACCACACACAUAAACUUACAAAUGUUCAACGUGCCCACCAGAAUCUGCCUCUAUCAAAGAUACAUGUACGUAUAUGACAUAGGGGGGCCACCUCAUUACCACCAAAACAACAUUUAGCUCUCUUUCCUACAUAUGUUUCUGUCUUCAUACUCCAAAAUGAGCACCGCAUCUCCACCCACCUCCCCACCCUUCUCUCCACCUAUCUUCCAUUCCCUCUCCUACCAUUCAUUUCUUUCUUCUCCUUUAAUCCAGCUCUUUCACCACCCACCACCUCUAUUCCUUUCAUUUUAGCUAUCAAAUAAUUGUCCAAGUAGAUUUCACAAACCCCUUCAACCCUCCACCUCAAACUACCAUCACACCAUGGCCAAACUAGUAGUAGAAGUUCAUGAUGCAUGUGACCUUAUGCCCAAAGAUGGCCACGGUUCAGCUAGUCCUUUUGUGGAAGUACACUUUGAUGAACAAAGACAAAGGACUCAAACCAAGCCUAGAGAACUUAACCCUAUUUGGAAUGAGAAGUUUUCUUUCAAUGUAAACAAUCCUAGAGAUCUUCCCAGCAAGACCAUUGAAGUUGUUGUGUACAAUGAUCGAAAAGGCGGUCACCACAAGAACUUUCUUGGCCAUGUUAGAAUCUCUGGAAAUUCUGUGCCUUUAUUAUCCGACUCCGAGGCCAUUGAUCUUCAGAGAUACCCUCUUGAGAAACGUGGCCUUUUCUCGCAUAUCAAAGGUGAUAUAGCACUCAAGAUUUAUGCAGUCCAUGAUGGUAACCACUAUCCUCCUCCCCCAACAAAUGCUGGCAAUUUUGAAACUGAAGCAACUCCAGCAUUCCAAGAAAUCAACACCAACAAGCUUCAAGCAGAAGAUGCCAUUGGUGAUCAUGAGAAGAAGAAUAAGAAGAAAAGGAAGGAUAAAGAAGUUAGGACUUUUCAUUCUAUAGGGACUGCAACUGGAGGUCCUGCCGCUGCCGCUCCACCUCUUGUAUCUUCCGGGUUCGGGUUUGAGACUCAUGUUAUGAAAGAAAAGGCUCCUACAGUUGAGACAAGAACUGAUUUUGCUCGAGCUGGGCCACCUACUGCAAUGCAUAUGCAUAUGCCAAAGCAGAAUCCGGAAUUCUUGUUGGUAGAGACCAGUCCACCGGUUGCUGCCCGUAUGCGAUACAGAGGAGGGGACAAGAUGGCAUGUGCUUAUGAUUUGGUGGAGCAGAUGCGUUACUUGUAUGUGAGUGUGGUUAAGGCCAAAGAUCUUCCUGCUAUGGAUGUUUCUGGGAGUCUUGAUCCAUAUGUUGAAGUCAAGCUUGGGAACUAUAAAGGCAAGACUAAAUACUUGGAGAAGAACCAAAGCCCGGUUUGGAAGCAAAAUUUUGCAUUCUCAAAGGAUAGAUUGCAGUCCAAUUUACUUGAAGUUACGGUGAAGGAUAAGGAUUUUGUCACCAAGGAUGAUUUUGUGGGCAGAGUGUUUUUUGAUUUAUCUGAAGUCCCUCUUCGCGUGCCCCCAGAUAGUCCAUUGGCUCCUCAGUGGUACAGAUUGGAGGACAAGAGGCGGAUAAAGACAAGAGGAGAGAUUAUGCUUGCAGUUUGGAUGGGAACACAGGCUGAUGAGUCAUUUCCUGAAGCAUGGCAUAGUGAUGCUCAUGACAUUAGUCAUACAAACCUUGCCAACACACGAUCGAAGGUAUACUUUUCGCCGAAGCUGUAUUACCUUAGAGUUCAAAUCAUCGAAGCUCAAGAUCUUAUCCCCUCCGAUAAGGGUCGCAUGCUGGAAGUGUCCGUAAAAGUUCAACUUGGUAAUCAGGGAAGGGUCACUAGGUCUUUGCAGACGCGAACCAUCAAUCCAAUUUGGAAUGAUGAGCUUAUGUUUGUUGCAUCUGAGCCUUUUGAGGAUUUCAUAAUUGUGUCUGUUGAGGACAGGAUAGGACCAGGCAAGGAUGAGAUACUUGGAAGGGUGAUUUUAUCAGUUAGGGAUAUCCCAGAAAGACUUGAGACUCACAAGUUCCCGGAUCCUCGCUGGUUUAAUCUCUUCAAGCCUUCAUUGGCACAAGAGGAAGGUGAGAAGAAGAAAGAGAAAUUCUCAAGCAAGAUCCUGCUCCGUCUCUGUCUAGAUGCAGGGUAUCAUGUUCUUGACGAGGCUACACAUUUUAGCAGUGAUCUACAACCAUCAUCCAAGCACCUUAGGAAGCCAAGUAUUGGUAUCCUUGAACUUGGGAUUCUCAGUGCACGAAAUUUGCUACCAAUGAAGGGGAAGGAUGGUAGGACCACUGAUGCAUAUUGUGCGGCGAAGUAUGGCAACAAAUGGGUUCGAACCAGAACAAUUCUCAAUACUCUGAAUCCUCGUUGGAAUGAACAGUAUACUUGGGAAGUUUAUGAUCCUUGCACUGUGAUCACCCUUGGUGUCUUUGACAAUUGCCAUAUUAAUGGAAGCAAAGAUGAUUCAAGAGAUCAGAGAAUUGGGAAGGUAAGGAUUCGGCUAUCAACAUUGGAAACCCAUCGAAUAUAUACACAUUACUACCCGUUGCUAGUUCUUACCCCCUCUGGAUUAAGGAAGCAUGGGGAACUUCACUUGGCAUUGAGGUUUACAUGCACAGCUUGGGUUAAUAUGGUGACUCAAUAUGGCAAGCCAUUGCUUCCCAAAAUGCAUUAUGUCCAACCAAUUUCUGUUAAGCACAUUGAUUGGCUUCGCCACCAGGCAAUGCAGAUAGUGGCAGCAAGGCUAUCAAGAGCUGAGCCACCUCUUAGGCGUGAGGUUGUGGAGUACAUGGUGGAUGUGGAUUACCAUAUGUGGAGCUUGAGGAGAAGCAAAGCUAAUUUUCUUCGCAUAAUGUCGCUGCUUUCAGGGAUCACCGCUGCCUGUAAAUGGUACAAUGACAUUUGCAACUGGAGAAAUCCAAUAACAACAUGUCUCGUGCACGUUCUGUUAUUUAUUCUGGUUUGUUAUCCAGAGUUGAUACUGCCCACAAUUUUCCUCUAUCUGUUUGUGAUUGGGUUAUGGAAUUAUCGGUUCAGGCCAAGGCACCCACCACACAUGGAUACUAGGCUUUCACAGGCAGACAAUGCGCAUCCAGAUGAACUUGAUGAGGAAUUUGAUUCAUUCCCAGCAUCCCGGCCAUCAGAUAUUGUGAGGAUGAGAUAUGAUAGGCUGAGAAGUGUUGCCGGUAGGGUGCAGACAGUGGUUGGAGAUUUGGCAAGCCAGGGGGAAAGAGCUCAGGCACUACUCAGUUGGAGGGACCCAAGGGCGACGGCAAUCUUUAUCCUCUUUUCAUUAAUCUGGGCUGUGUUUAUUUAUGUCACUCCAUUCCAGGUAGUGGCAGUGCUGGUUGGACUCUACUUGCUUCGACAUCCCAGGUUCAGGAGCAAGAUGCCCGCUGUGCCUGUCAACUUCUUCAAGAGAUUACCGUCCAAAACAGAUAUAUUACUAUGAUGAAUUGGAAGCUAUUAUAACUUAAAACACCUUAUUUGCUUGAUUCUGCUCGAGGAAAGAUGAUCCAGUAAAUAAUUCCAUCAAUGUCAUGACAGCAGGAAAGCACCUAGGUUCUUUCUCCCCUGACAACCCACUCCGCAAAAGAAUCUUACUUUUGCUGAAUAUGCAUAUCCCACAUUUCUUCAGUCCCAUGCACGGAACCCCACUAUUAUUUUUUUCUCUUUAUUCCAUAUUCUGUACUAUUAAUAAGCAAUCAUAUUUUGUAUUUCAUGAAUCA